GUCGCGGGAGUUGAUGAAGCCGGCAGAGGGCCGUUGGCGGGUCCAGUGGUAGCGGCGGCUGUGAUCUUACCGGCAGAGGAGGAGGAAAUGCUGCGAGGCAUCAAAGACAGCAAGAAGAUGACGGAAGAGGAGAGGGAGGCGUGCUACGAGACUCUGACGCAGAGCAAGAAAGUGACCAUCGGGGUGAGCGUCAUAGAGCACGAGGUCAUCGACGAGAUCAACAUCCUCCAAGCGACCAUGCUCGGCAUGUCCUCGGCCGUGAAGCAGCUGGAGGAACCACCUGACUUUGUGCUGGUAGAUGGAAACAGAUGCCCGUCCGACCUCUCAGCUCCUUCUCAGGCCAUCGUAAAAGGAGACAGUAAGUGCAUGGCGAUUGCUGCUGCUUCUAUUAUCGCCAAGGUCACGCGAGAUCGCAUCAUGAAGGAGCAUCACGAGCGCUGGCCCGUCUACGACUUCGCUCAGCACAAGGGAUACGGCACGAGCCGACACGUCGCUGCUAUCAGCAAGCAUGGCCCUUGUCCGAUUCACCGUAAAACAUUCGAGCCUAUCAAGUCGCUGCUCGCGGCU
This is a messenger RNA of Guillardia theta CCMP2712, 567 nucleotides long. RefSeq lists its product as hypothetical. Gene Ontology annotation, cellular component: ribonuclease H2 complex. The transcript is spliced from 8 exons. Gene Ontology annotation, molecular function: RNA-DNA hybrid ribonuclease activity; RNA binding. Gene Ontology annotation, biological process: DNA replication, removal of RNA primer; mismatch repair. The annotation marks the transcript as partial. Lineage: Eukaryota; Cryptophyceae; Pyrenomonadales; Geminigeraceae. The record is from RefSeq and is a predicted model, not a curated record.